Molecule: messenger RNA, 1158 nt
Organism: Grammomys surdaster
Lineage: Eukaryota; Metazoa; Chordata; Mammalia; Rodentia; Muridae
Product: protein NDRG4-like
Exons: 2
Coding region: 49-1158 (369 amino acids)
Biological process (GO): positive regulation of ERK1 and ERK2 cascade; signal transduction; brain development
Cellular component (GO): cytoplasm
Source: RefSeq, a predicted model, not a curated record
UUGGGGAACGAACUCAGGUUGCUUGGGCUUCUAUUCCAUGACGUGACCAUGGCAGGGCUGCAGGAGCUGCGAUUUCCUGAGGAGAAGCCCCUGCUCCGAGGCCAGGAUGUUUCGGAGCUGGAUAACCCUGACACCUUCCUCUCAGUUGUGGACACAGACUGGAAAGAACAUGACACUGAGACGCCUUAUGGUCUUGUGCAUGUGGUGAUCCGGGGCUCUCCCAAAGGGAACCGUCCAGUCAUCCUCACCUAUCAUGAUGAGGGUCUCAACCACAAGGUGCGCUUCAAUACCUUCUUCAACUUUGAGGACAUGCAGGAGAUCACCAAAUACUUCGUGGUGUGCCAUGUGGAUGUCCCUGGGCAGCAGGUGGGAGUGUCACAGUUCCCUCAGGAGUACCGGUUCCCCUCCAUAGAACAGCUGUCUGCUAUGCUCCUGAGUGUGUUACAACACUUCGGGUUCAAGUACAUGAUUGGCAUUGGAGUGGGAGCCGGAGCCUACGUGUUGGACAAGUUUGCACUCAUCUUCCCUGACUUGGUUGAGGGGUUGAUGAACAUCGACUCCAACGGCAAAGGCUGGAUUGACUGGGCUGCCACCAAGCUCUCUGGCUUGACCAGCACUUUACCAGAUACUGUGCUCUCUCAUCUCUUCAGCCAGGAGGAGCUGGUGAACAGCACAGGGCUGGUGCAGAGCUACCAGCAGCAGAUUGCAAGCGUGGUGAACCAGGCCAACCUGCAGCUCUUCUGGAACAUGUACAACAGUCGUAGAGUUCUUCAUAUUAACCGGCCUGGGAUGGUGCCCAAUGCUAAGACGCUCCACUGCCCAGUGAUGCUGGUAGUCGGAGAUAAUGCGCCUUCUGAGGACAGGAUGGUUGAGUGUAACUCCAAACUGGACCCAACCACUACGACCUUCCUGAAUAUGGCAGAUUCUGGCGGUCUUCCUCAGGUGACACAGUCAGGGAAGCUGAUUGAGGCCUUCAAAUACUUCCUGCAAGGCAUGGGCUAUAUGCCCUCAGCCAGCAUGACCCGCCUUGUGCUCUCACAAACCUCAUCCCUCACCAGCACCAGUUCUGUGGAUAGCGGCCCCCCUCAGCCCUGUGCCCACUCAGACAGCAGUGAGGGGAUGGGCCAGGUCAACCACACCAUGGAGGUGUCCUGCUGA